AUGCGCAACCUAUUCUCUAUCGUUUUCCUUUCCUGGCUUCUUGCUCUAGCCAGCUAUGUCCAAGUUGCCGCAGCAGGCAACGACGCAGCCCAUGCAUUCGAGAGAAUAUGGCUGUAUGAGAUGUAUGAAGUCUUUUGCGACGUCGACCCCAAGCAAACCAAAAUCUUUUCGGCACAGGGGACCGGCACCGUGCCAAAUAGUAAUAAGGGCACAGGACCAGGCGGGAGACUCACCUACGCUGAGUUUCAAUGGCGAUUACAAGGCGGCAAAACUCCAUUGGUUAACUUGCAAUCGCCGAAAACCAUUGGCGUCUAUCAGGCGGCCGAUGAGCUGCUGAAGCUGGGGUGGACUGGGAUACUUAAGGUUGCCGACAUCGACUUGACUCUCAAAGGCUAUAAAGCGCCCCAAAAUGAUCCGAACAAGAAAAACUAUAUGGAACUCAUAGACAGGGUUGAGAAAGAGUACUCGAAUUAUCGGUUGAGCUCUCCAGGCAAAACUUAUGAGAGCAUCUUCACUGACACAGCCCGCGCGACUCGCAUUGCCGAUAUUUCCCAUGCCAUCUAUACCCUUCGCGAGGAGGACAGACACACUUUCAUCAGCGAUAAAUACAUUUGGAAUCGCAACGGUCUAUGGCUCGCUGUGGGCCCGAAUGACCAACAAAAACUGAAGUCAAAAAUUUCAUAUGUCGACAGCAGCGGUAAAACGAUAUACCUCGGCGACGAUUACACAGUAACCGACAUUGCUAAGGUAUUCGCUACGAACUGCCCAGGUGGCAAACUAGGACCAGCUUUGACAUAUUGGAAGUGGACGAGUGCGAAGGAUAUAACUGACUGGCUCGCGAAAUUGGGCGACGCAUCACCUGCGGUAGCUGGUCAGCCGACAUCCAGUCCAGAAGACAUUACCCAUCGACGCGUUCUAGAGAGCUGGAAGACAGUGGACCAAAAGAGCGCUAUGAAUUUAGCGGAUCUAAACUGCAAGUGA
Messenger RNA from Nannizzia gypsea CBS 118893, 981 nucleotides. RefSeq lists its product as hypothetical. The coding region runs from base 1 to 981 and encodes 326 amino acids. NCBI's taxonomy places the organism in Eukaryota, Fungi, Ascomycota, Eurotiomycetes, Onygenales, Arthrodermataceae. The record is from RefSeq and is a predicted model, not a curated record. The transcript has 3 exons.